AUGAGAACUGAUGGCUAUGGAUACCGUGCUCCGCAUGCCAUGGAUGGACUUACCGCUCCUCUCAGCUUCCUCUUUUCGGAGAAAGAUGCGCUCGAGUCUGAGCGGGUCUGGAAGGCGGCCUUGGAAGAGGACUAUGACACGCCUGACUCUGAUGCUGUGUCCUCCCUCUGGGCCGAGAACCUGAUCUGGUACGGGCCGGGUGGUGUUGGCACAGCCUCCUCACGCGAGGAGUACCGGAAGAAUUGGCUGGCGCCUCUCCGUACUGCCUUCUUGAACCUCACACGUGAGACGGACUUGGUGAUCUGCGAAGGUCCUUUCUGUGGGGCGCAUUUCUACCUCUGGGGGCAUCACGCAGGCACCUGGCUGGGUGAGCAGGCUACGGGACGGCGCGUGCCCAUCCGCUGUGGUGCGCAUGCGCAUGUGGUGGGGGGCCGAAUCAUCGAGGGUUGGAUGAUCGUCGACAUCCCGCGGGCCUUUGAGGCAAUGGGAGUGGACUUCUACGGCCGCGCUAGGCGCAUCGCGCUUGCGCGGCGCGAGGCUUGA
Molecule: messenger RNA, 543 nt
Organism: Symbiodinium necroappetens
Lineage: Eukaryota; Dinophyceae; Suessiales; Symbiodiniaceae
Source: the annotation of a GenBank genome assembly